CGCUCGCUCUCUCUCAUAAAAUAAUAUCUCUCCUCUCUUUCUUUCUGUGUAGCCCGAUAAUAUUUCGACACCUGUGUUGCUCACUCUCUUUUGUGUCUCCUCCUCUGUCUUCUUACCUAGAUUUUGAGACGAGGAGAUUCUCAGUUUCCAAGGGGUUUCUUUGCUCACAUAACUUCUCCCUCUCCGUCUUUCAGAUCCAUCAGAAAGGUGUUCUUGCUCUUGCUCACUCUCGAAGAUGGACAGAGCAGACACGUGGGGGUUUGUCAGUGGUGGGAGAUGUUUAUAUCUCAAGUUGCUUUUAUGAUUAUAGCUUACAAGAGGUGUUCGUAUAAGUACUAAGCGUAUUCUGUUUCCUUCCGUCUUCUUCAUAUGGAUUUGAACGAGAGUGGCCUUCACUUUUCUCUUGCCAACGGUAUUGCAAAGCUCGACAGUUUCGGUGACACUGCUCUCAGCUUGAAAUGCCUUGGAAGCACUCACAGCUACAACCAUAAGCUCUGUUCUGAUGUUUCUAGCUGUCCUGAUGGUGGUUGCGGACUGGUUCUCGGCUUAGGUCCAACACCGCCCUCUUACUAUUACAGUGUCAACAAAGUCUCAGCUUCUUCUGGGACUUUUCAAGAACUCUCAUCAGGAGGUAACUCGAUUCUGCAGCUCGGUCCUCCCGCUGUCACCAACAUGGACACUUUCAGCGGCCUUGAUUGUUCGUUGUUGACAUAUACAGAGACUGAUGUCUCCCAAGCCGAUGAGGGUUCUACCUCUGCUAAGCGAUCAGGUGGCUAUAUGCCAUCGCUUCUUUUCUCUCCAAGCGUUCAAAAACCUUCAAGAAUGCAAGAGUAUAGUCCACAGCUGAGCCAUAACGAGUCAGAGUUCUCUUUAGGCGUUUCUUUCUCCGACAGGACGGUAUCUGCAACAACAUCUUCUCAGCACAGGACGACCAACCCUAAGAAGUGCAAGUUCAUGGGAUGUACCAAGGGAGCUAGAGGAGCAUCGGGGCUCUGCAUUGGCCACGGAGGUGGGCAGAGAUGUCAAAAGCCAGGCUGCAACAAAGGCGCUGAGAGCAAAACCACUUUCUGCAAAGCUCACGGCGGAGGAAAGAGAUGCCAGCACUUGGGAUGCACGAAGAGCGCUGAAGGGAAAACAGACUUCUGUAUAUCUCACGGCGGUGGAAGACGCUGUGGGUUCCCUGAGGGGUGCGGUAAAGCCGCACGUGGCAAAUCAGGGCUCUGCAUCAAACACGGUGGUGGUAAAAGGUGUAGGAUCGAAGGGUGUACAAGAAGUGCUGAGGGACAAGCUGGGCUUUGUAUUUCACAUGGUGGUGGGAGGCGUUGUCAGGCGUUAGAGUGUACAAAAGGUGCUCAAGGGAGUACAAACUACUGCAAAGCUCACGGCGGUGGGAAACGCUGCAUAUUUGCGGGAUGUACUAAAGGAGCGGAAGGUAGUACUCCGCUCUGUAAAGCUCACGGUGGAGGGAAACGUUGUAUGUUUGAUGGAGGUGGGAUCUGUCCUAAGAGUGUGCAUGGUGGGACGAGUUUCUGCGUAGCUCAUGGUGGUGGGAAGAGAUGUGUUGUGGCAGGGUGUACGAAGAGCGCUCGUGGGAGGACUGAUUGUUGUGUGAAGCAUGGUGGUGGGAAACGGUGCAAGUCUAUUGGGUGUGAGAAGAGUGCGCAAGGUAGCACUGACUUCUGCAAGGCGCAUGGUGGAGGUAAACGGUGUUCUUGGGGAGGAGAGUGGAAAUGCGAGAAGUUUGCUAGAGGGAAGAGUGGUUUAUGCGCUGCGCAUAACAGUAUGGCUCAGGAGAAAGGUGGAAGCCAGAUUGGUUUGAUUGGUCCUGGACUUUUCCGUGGCCUUGUCUCUACCUCUUCCCAAACUACUACUACUACUACAACUGAUCAUUCUCAGUCUGGAGUCAGUGUGGUGUCUGACUGCACGGACUCCAUUGAUCGUUCAAACCAGAUGCAGUAUCAUCACGAGAAAAGACAGAAGGUGAUGAUACCAAUGCAGGUUCUUGUGCCUCCAUCGAUGAAAUCUUUAAGCUUCACAGACGCUGAGGAGCCAGAAAGGGAAACAAACAACAACAGUAGGAGCAGCAACGGGAGGAACAUCUUUGACUUUAUGAUUCCGGAGGAGAGAGUUCAUGGCGGUGGGCUAAUGUCUCUGCUUAAUGGCAGCAUGAAACAGACACUCCGUUGAUGGGACUUGAAAGCUUUCUCUACUGCUGAGUUUGUGUGAGAGGGAUAGCUCAUCAGCAAAAAAGCUAAAGAAUCUGUGUAAAGCUUUAUGCAAUAUGUAUAGUUUACCUUUGUCUCUUUGGUCGUUUGUAUAUUCAUGGGUCUGGUGUUUUUGUAUGGUCUUGACUCUACCAUCUAGUCGAUGGCUCGAACCCAAGUUUUCAUUAUUAAUUUGGAAUGUUGCAAUGUAGUACAAA
Raphanus sativus (radish) is the source of this 2422-nucleotide messenger RNA. RefSeq lists its product as uncharacterized. Lineage: Eukaryota; Viridiplantae; Streptophyta; Magnoliopsida; Brassicales; Brassicaceae. The record is from RefSeq and is a predicted model, not a curated record. The transcript has 2 exons. The coding region runs from base 370 to 2187 and encodes 605 amino acids.